Messenger RNA from Talaromyces rugulosus, 1755 nucleotides. RefSeq lists its product as uncharacterized. The coding region runs from base 1 to 1755 and encodes 584 amino acids. The transcript has a single exon. The record is from RefSeq and is a predicted model, not a curated record. Lineage: Eukaryota; Fungi; Ascomycota; Eurotiomycetes; Eurotiales; Trichocomaceae.
AUGAUUCCUCCUCAAGCCACAGUCCGGCGCAUGCCUGGCCUGCGACCACGGCACAGCAGCGCUCGAUUAAUAUUCUCUCAUCGACCGCCACUCUCUCGACCGCACCCCUUCACCCACAAACCGCAACGACAAUCCUUCGUCUCCCAAACACCCUUUCGCCCACAACUACCAUUCCUCUCGCAAACCCAAGGGAGACUACCUCUCGCAAUCCAUCUCCGACAACAUUUCAUCCGCCUAAUCAACACCAACCGACGGGAGCAGUACAAGCGCGGCCUUUUCCGAGGCUUGAAAAUCGCGCUGACCUCGUAUGCGAUUAUUUUCAUGCUGUAUCUAAUCGACACGGGGAUUUAUCAAGAAGAGAUUGAGCACAGAUGGCCAACGCCACCGGAAUGGAGUUUGAAGAGCCGCUGGGCCUUGAGGUCGGCGAUUGCGCUGCAGCAUCCGAAUGAAUCCGGGCAGGUGGUUACUCAGUGGCACAAUGUCUAUGGGUAUGUCAAGGAGUUGCUGGAGCGGCUGGAAGACCCGAAUAUCGAUGGAAAGGAGAUAAAAGAGCCAGCCGAGGGAGGAAUAUUCAUCGACGGGGUUGGUAGGGCUGGUUUCGAUGUUUCGACGAAAAGCGAGCCCUGGAGAAGAGGAUAUUUCCAGGCUCUGAUGAGCGCAGCCAAAGCAGCCGAAAACCUUGAAGGCUUUAUGACCGAUACAAAGCAACGCGUUACUGCCAAGGCAGAAUAUGUUCAUGGCCCGUCUAAUCCAAACGCGAAAACCCUGCCAGGUCGAACCAACGCGGUCAUGCACGAGGAGGACUGCAUUCCCGCUGCGCCGCCGGCGGAGACUUUUUACAUGAAGAUUCUGACGACAACUGGGUUUACGGCAAAACAGAAAAUCGACGCGGCUCUCGCCUACGCCGAUUAUUUGGACUUCAAGGGACUGGGCGCCACAGCGGGAGAUAUGUAUACUUGGGCUAUGGACAUUGCUGCAUCGGGGCUGCCAUACGAUGCUGCUCGGGUGGUUGAUACAACGACUGGCGUGUUGAAAAAUAAUGGCAAGGACGCUGCAUCGGAUAAUCUGCUACGAGUGUCUACCGCUCUCGCCGUGCACAACGCAAAGAUUGGCGAUCUGUCAACCGCGCUGGCUAUUUUCACAUCCGUCCUAAAAGCUCGCCGCAGCUUACCGGGUUCUGCUCCACCAAAGCCGUCACAAUCGAACUUGGAACGGGGCAACCUGCCCUUUGAUAACUUUGUGCAGAAGAUCAAGAACAUGUUUGUACCUUCUGUAUACCCGUCCGAUCCGUCGGACGGUAAUGCACCACCAGUCCGGCAGCUCGGAUCUCCCUGCGAGGAAGCCGGGUUGAUGACAUAUAUCGGCGAGAUCCUCUACGCGACAUCAUCACGAGAGACCGGGCUCGCCUGGACGCGCGACGCGGUUGACAUUGCCGAAUCCGAGCUACUCGACAUUGCGCGCCAGACAGAAACCCUCGACACGCGCGAUCGAUGCUCGCAAUGCCUCAAAGUAGGUGUCCAGAACUGGCGCACCAUGGUGCACAAUCUCAUCACCAGCGCUCGUGCGGCAGAAGAAGAAGCUGUCGCGCAGUCGGGUAAGGCGUGGUUUGGCGGUGCCAGCAAGGCAGCAAAGAAAACAUCGGAGCGCAAGCGAUGGGAGGCUGAAGAGAUGAUUAUCGACGACCGGUCUGAGCGGAUGCUGCGGUUGACGAAUGAUUAUAGCGUGUAUAAGCCGCGGGGAGGGUUGUUUUCAUAG